This is a messenger RNA of Priapulus caudatus, 605 nucleotides long. Its product is annotated as putative fungistatic metabolite. Lineage: Eukaryota; Metazoa; Priapulida; Priapulimorpha; Priapulimorphida; Priapulidae. The transcript is spliced from 2 exons. The record is from RefSeq and is a predicted model, not a curated record. Bases 68 to 526 code for a protein of 152 amino acids.
UAUCGGCUGCGGGAUAACAGUCCCGAGUGACCUCGGCUUUGAUACGCAUGUGAGAUUUCCCUAUACGAUGACCCCGCCCACCUGCGCCGUUCACUGUAACGGUCUCGGCUACCGCUUCAUGGGGUUAGAUAACGGCGUGAAUUGCUACUGCGGUCGGGAGUACGGGAAACACGGCACGGCCGCCGAUAGCGAUUGCGAUCAGAGUCCGUGCACAGGGGACGGCAGCCCGAAGUGCGGCGGAUCCUACAGAACCGCCGCCUACAGGAUUCAUCCGGAUGGAGACUUCAGAGAAAUCUCAGCUAAAGACAGCAUGUUAGCAGGCGGUCAGGACAUAGGGCGCGUUGUCACGGCAACCCCGAUGGCUGUUCAAACGAAGUUGGAAUGUGCUGGAUACUGUCUGACGUCAGCACCUUGCUGGGGCCUCGUCUGGAUUACCGGUCAGGUCCAGAACUGUGUUCUCAUCUCAGCUCAUAGUAGCCCAGAGCCUUACACCAUACAUGCAGCAGGAAGAUAUUACCAUAUCUAAAUAGCGAGAGCGAAGGAGAGGGAGCGCACGAGAGAGCUAGAGAGCUAUAGAGAGCUAGAGAGUGCGAGAUCGAGAAAGU